CUCUCUCUCUCUCUCUCUCCCCUUUAUCCAUCACGAUGGAAUGUCCGAGAACAAAGUCUCAUCAUUUCAAUCAAUUCUUCAACAUUUCAUAUCUGACUUGAAGUAGCUGAAGCAUAAUGUGUGCAAUGGAUCAUCUGGCAUGUUCGAAAAUGGAUGAACGUAUUGAAGGGCGCCGAGACUGUCCAAAACGAUUCGUGUUCGUGUUCCUCGCCUUCAUGGGGAUGUUCAACGUCUACGCCAUGAGGGUCAACCUGAGCGUAGCCAUGGUAGCCAUGGCAGCCCCAACCACAACCACCGUUCAUCACCACAACGACAGCCGAUUCGUCACAGAGUGCGCAAAUCUCAUGCCUAAUAGAAGUGCAACCACUACCAAAACAUUCAAGGGUGAACACUUCGACUGGGGACCCGAGGUCAAGGGGCUCAUCUUGGGCUCUUUCUUCUACGGUUACGUUCUCACCCAGAUACCUGGAGGAUAUUUGGCGGAAAGAUACGGCGGCAAAUGGUUCUUUGGCGUUGGAGUACUGGUGACGGCUAUCUUCUCACUGUUGACACCAAUCGCCGCCAAAUGGGGAGUGACGCCAUUUGUACUGGUGCGGAUUAUUGAAGGACUAGGAGAGGGUAUGACGUUCCCGGCCAUGAACGCCCUCAUCAGUCGCUGGGCUCCGAAGCUGGAACGCAGUCGCGUGUCGUCGUUCAUCUUCACCGGGACGCAGAUCGGCAACGUGGUGGCCAUGCCCAUCUCGGGGUGGCUCAGCAGCACAGACCUCCUCGGGGGAUGGAGCUCCGUUUUCUACGUCUUCGGUACCGUUGGCUGCGUCUGGUUCCUGUUCUGGGCAUUCUUGGCGUACGAAAGACCAACCGAUCAUCCAAGCAUUUCCAUGCACGAGUUACAACUCUUCCAAUUAGAUGAGAAAGAAGUACCAUGCGACAAGGUAAAGCGACGGGUUCCAUGGACGGCCAUUUUUCGGUCGGUUCCAAUGUGGGCUCUUGUGAUCGCCCAUUUUGGCCACAGCUUCGGCUACCUCAUCCUUCUCACAGAGUUACCCAGCUACCUCAGUACCAUCUUACACUUUGACGUCAAAGAGAACGGCCUCUUGUCUGCAUUACCUUACAUUGUUCAGGCAGUCUCCUGCUGGAUUGCUUCAUAUCUCGCUGACAGAAUACGGCGAUCCGGUACCAUAAGCAUCACUAGCAUUCGCAAAAUAUUCAACACCAUCGGUAUGUUGGGUCCCGCGGCGUGUUUGGUGGGUGUGACCGUUUCCGGGUGCCGCCCGGAGCUUAUAGUGGGACUCAUCACUCUGGCCAUGGCCCUUAACGCCUGCACUUUCUCUGGAGUCAACGUCACACACGUCGACAUGAGUCCGCAGUUCGCUGGUCGACACGACAUACAACAGAGCGCUUUAGAAAACUACUGUAAUCUUUGCAGGAAUCCUGUACGGACUGACGAACACGGCCGCCAACCUAUGCGGCGUCAUCGGACCUGCGGUCGUUGGUGGAUUUACGGAGCACGGGGAGACUCGGGCGAACUGGGCGAGCGUCUUCUAUCUGACAGCUUCAGUCUACGCCUUCACCGCCGUUAUCUACGACUUCUUUGCCUCAGCCGAGUUACAGCCUUGGGAUGAACAGAAGGACCUACAAAGUGACGACAGACGGACAUCCGAGACGACGUACUAGCUACCAUCACAUUUCGGUAAUGUUACGGAAACCAUUCGUAUACUUACGAUCACUCGCACUAGUGAAGAAAUGUGCUUGAAAACCAGCUUAUAAGAGCAAAAGCAAAUGAGAAGCGGGAUGGAAAGACACCACUGGAUAUUAGUACAUUUUCAGUGUGUUCCCAUGGGCGCCCAUAUGCAAAGUUUUAAGGGGGGAGGGCAGUUCAGAUAUUUUCCCCAUGGAAACCGAUUUCAGUAUUGAACGUUAUUAAAAUUAAAAUUUUAAAAACUUAUUCAUUAAUGGCUGGAGAAGAAAUGCUUUUACAUUUUUGCAAAGAAAAAAGUACUAAAAGCAAAAAAAGUGCCAAUUUAUAAGGGGGCGCUUGACCCCCCCUUCCCCCCUAUAUGGACGCCUAUGUGUAUUCCUGAGAAAGAAAGUUUACCAGAAUCUCUGACAAAUUUUGCCGCAAUCGCCACAAGUUACGUCUUAGCAAAACUAACUCUACGCAUGGUAAAUUAAUAGAGUCUUAAAGAGGUAUAUAUUGCCUCUUGUUUCACUAUUUUAAUUUUCAUGUAUUAAAGUCCUUAAAACACGAUUUUCAACAAGCACUAUAAGCAAAGAGAAGACAAACAAAGUGCUUUCAUCAUGCACUAAGUUGAAAACAAGCAUUGACAUGCUAGAAUAAAUUUACAUAACUGUAUGCCUCGACUAGACUACAGCCGAAUUGCUGUCGGGUGAUGAAGAUUACUUUCGUUUGUCGGGGUGCUGCAUCACCAAGCAAAAUUUCUGGUACAAGGCCAAAUUAUAUGCCCGUAUUUCCUUGAAGAGGAGGACAUGACAGCAAUAGCAAGUUCUGGGGGGGGGCGGGGGGUUCAUUGGAGAUGCUACAUAAUCUCCUGCAGCCUAGACGUGACUAACUGUAGUGUGGGGUCUCAAUUGGUAGCCCUAACAAGAUGGUGCCACAGCACUUACAGCAAGAGCAUUAAUGAAUCUCUUUUGACUAAUUCUUAUUUGAGCACCUGAUAUCUUUACAAGAUGAUAUUCCAAGCCCAGCAUAUUCUCCAAUUCUAGCUCCUUGUGAUUAUUUUCUCUCGGGAUAUUUGAAAGCGGAAGUUAACCAACAUCAGGUAAACAAUAUUAUAAUAUUUUAAUAAAAAUACAAGUGAUGUGAAGGUCCGACAUUUUGACGAAGUCAUUUUCAACACAAAGUUAU
Messenger RNA from Uloborus diversus, 2866 nucleotides. RefSeq names its product sialin-like. The record is from RefSeq and is a predicted model, not a curated record. The transcript is spliced from 10 exons. Gene Ontology annotation, biological process: monoatomic anion transport; transmembrane transport. The coding region runs from base 117 to 1622 and encodes 501 amino acids. Lineage: Eukaryota; Metazoa; Arthropoda; Arachnida; Araneae; Uloboridae. Gene Ontology annotation, molecular function: transmembrane transporter activity.